AUGUACAAAACUCUUCCUGAGUCGAAAAGAAAGGUUUAUCUGGGACAACACAGGAUUGUGAAGAGAAGCAGUCCUCCAUUCAAACGUUCGGCUAAAUGUCGUGAGCCACAGCAUGAAGAGGUCCAACAUGAAAAGAACCACAGAGAAAGAGUCGACAUGGAGUCUGGACAACCACAGCGGACUGGCAACGCCACUUCAGCCGUGCACAAGGAGAGCUUGCAACUAUUGGAUGGCGCUGUUCCCAAGUACCAGGCAUUUAAAUCGAGGGCAAAUACACAGUCAGAGUCCCUGGCUGAACCCAACAACUUGUCAGCACAUCACAGUGUAACCUCUGAAAAAGGAAACUCUUUCAAGGUUACACGUCAAUGCUGUCCACCACCCGAUGCCCAUGGUCCAGAGGAAUCUCAUUCAAGAUCUAGCUGUUCGCUGAAAAGUUCCAAAAACUUCAUUCUUUUCAACUCCACUCGGCUGGCUGCUGCUCAGGAGAAGAAGCUGCUUCAGCAGCGAAGCCCUGCAGGAAACUUCUCUGUCUCAGUGUUAACACCACCUCCUUGUUUGGAAGUCAGCAGGCUGAGUGACACUCUGGCUGACCCAGGACAAAGCAUCCAUAUGACUGUUCCUGCUGAGCAGUGUGAUAAGCUACUUCUGACCAGCUGGGGUCUCCCUAAGCCUGUGCUGGAGAAAUACCAGAGUCUUGGGGUCAUGCGGAUGUUUGAAUGGCAGGCCGAGUGCCUGACUCUUGGGGAAGUGCUCAAAGGCAAAAACUUGGUCUACUCUGCACCUACCAGUGCUGGCAAAACCUUAGUGGCUGAGUUACUGAUUUUAAAGAGGGUCUUGGAGACCAAACGGAAAGCCGUGUUCAUUCUGCCCUUUGUUUCUGUGGCAAAAGAGAAAAUGCACUAUCUUCAGAAUCUGUUCCAGGAAGCAGGGAUUAAAGUUGAGGGUUACAUGGGCAGUAUCUCUGCAGCAGGUGGUUUCUCUUCUCUCGAUGUUGCCGUGUGUACCAUAGAGAAAGCAAAUGGACUCAUUAAUAGGCUCAUUGAAGAAGACCGAAUCCAUGAACUUGGCAUUGUUGUGGUGGAUGAACUGCACAUGUUAGGGGACUCCAGUCGAGGGUAUCUGCUGGAGCUCCUGCUCACUAAGAUACGGUACCUCGCACUGAAGUCAGCAGCUAGGAAUUAUGAAGGUAUUUUGAAACUUAACGAUGGAGUGCAGAUAGUGGGUAUGAGUGCUACACUGCCCAACCUGGACCUGCUGGCCCGCUGGCUGAGUGCAGAGCUAUAUCACACCGAUUAUCGGCCCGUGCCACUCAUAGAGUGGGUGAAAAUUGGCUCCAAGAUAUACGACGGCUCCAUGAAUUUGGUACAGGACUUCAAACCCUCUCUGCAUGUGAAGGGCGAUGAGGACCAUAUCGUUAGUCUUUGUUUUGACACAGUUCACAAUGGCCGUUCUGUGUUGCUUUUUUGCCCUUCUAAAAACUGGUGUGAAAAGCUGGCAGCCAGUGUAGCCAGAGAGUUUUACAACAUCCAGCACAGAGUCCUGCAUGAUGCUCAAGCUUGUGCUGAAGGACAGGCAGGCAUCAGCUCUUUGCCCCCAUUCUUGAAUCAGGAUGGUCUAUUGGAUGUCCUCUCCCAGUUAAAACGGUGUCCAGCUGGUCUUGACCAAGUGCUGCAGUGCACUGUUCCCUGCGGUGUUGCCUUCCAUCAUGCUGGUUUAACAUUUGAAGAACGGGAUAUUCUCGAGGGGGCAUUUCGACAAGGCUACAUUAGGGUCCUAGUGGCCACCUCCACCUUAUCGUCUGGCAUAAACCUGCCUGCCCGGCGAGUUAUAAUAAGGACACCUGUCUUCAAUGGCCAUCUGUUAGACAUUCUUACAUACAAGCAGAUGUCCGGAAGAGCAGGCCGUAAGGGAGUGGAUACUGUCGGAGAGAGCAUUUUAGUCUGUAAGGAAUCUGAGCGACACCAGGGAACUGGGCUCAUUCAAGGCUCACUGAAGCCAAUCAGGAGCUGCUUGGUGAAGAAGGAAGGGGAAGGGGUCACCACCAGCAUGAUUCGAGCAAUACUGGAGAUCAUCGUUGGGGGUGUGGCAAGCACCCCGGAAGAUGUGAGGCUCUAUGCCUCUUGCACCUUGUUAGCAACCAGCAUGUGUUCUCCAGAUGUGACACAAGAACUAACAGAGGUAGGAAAGGCGAACUCGGCAAAGAAAACCAGCAGGCCCAGAGGAGCCAUUGAGGAAAGUGUGAAGUGGCUGUUGGAGAACGAGUUUAUCCAGCUCCUUGAAGAGGGAGAAGGAGAUCAAAAAGUUAAGAAAUACUUUGCUACUCACCUGGGAGCUGCAACUCUGGCCUCCUCCUUAUCACCUCCUGAGGCCUUAGGAAUAUUUGCUGAUCUCCAGAGGGCAAUGAAGGGCUUUGUCCUUGAAAAUGACCUCCAUAUCCUAUAUCAGAUAACUCCAGUGUAUGCAGACUGGACAACUAUUGAUUGGUACCAGUUCUUCUGUCUGUGGGAGAACUUGCCUACUUCGAUGAAGCGCGUGGCAGAGAUGGUGGGAGUCCAAGAGGGCUUCUUGGCACGAUCUGUCGGUGGAAAAAUAAUCGCCAAAACAGAGAAACAGCACAGGCAGCUGGCUAUUCACAAACGUUUUUUUACCACGCUCGUCCUGCUGGACCUCAUUAAUGAGAUUCCGCUUGGUAGCGUUGCAAAGAAAUACGGCUGCAGCCGAGGGCAGCUUCAAUCUCUGCAGCAGUCGGCCUCCACUUAUGCAGGUAUGGUGACUGUGUUCUGCAAUCGGCUCGGCUGGCACAACCUGGAGCUGCUGCUGUCACAGUUCCAGAGUCGUCUGAGCUUCGGUGUCCAACGGGAGUUAUGUGACCUCGUGAGGAUCUCCCUGCUGAACGCACAGCGUGCACGUGUUCUGUAUGACACAGGCUUCCUGACUGUGUCUGACCUUGCCAGAGGCAGUGUGGCAGACAUAGAGAAGGCCCUCAGGAAAGCCACGCCAUUCAAAAGCUCUCGACAAGCAGCUGAUGAAAGUGAACAGGAUGUCCAGGAACGCAGGACCAUACGCUGUAUCUGGGUUAGUGGGGGGAAGGCCCUGACUGAGAGAGAGGCUGCACUGCAUAUUGUUGCUGAGGCCAGAAAUCUUCUCCAACAGGACCUGGCUCUCCUCGGGGUGCAGUGGGACCCCAAUACAUUCCAGCAAGAGAAACCAGUUGAGCCAGGCUUUCAGCUAUCACAUGAGUCACAUGACAUAGAGCAGAAGGGUUCAGGCCCUGAGAUAGCUGCUGAUCAGAGGGAGGAGGCAUCAAUAGCACAGAAAGUUGAGAAGUCCUUGGAAAAUGCAAAGGAGAGCAGUUUUAAUCGAAGCAGCAGCUUCCUUUUCGAUAGUCUAUACGAGAAUUUGAUUUCCGAUGGCUUGGUGGAGGAAUGUGAUGCAGGGACCACAAACGCUGCCAUCCACCGUGUUCUUUCUGCUCAGGAGCAAUGGGAUGGUAGGCUGGAUGCCGAUAAUCAAGAGGCUGUUCAGUGGGGCGAGUCAUUCUUCAGCUUGUCAGAAUGGGGUGAUUCCUUGCAAAUUGGCGAGGAGUAUCUCGAGAGGUUAAACAGCACAUUUAAGACCAACAAGUACUUUAGUGACCAAGCCAAUGCAUUGCAGCCUUGUGAGAAGGAAGGUAUCUCAUCUGAUAUAAAAAUGGUUAAGGAUACUGAGGUGCAAGUGGACAAUGCAGGAGAUCAAAUUUUGAAGAACCCUACGUUUUCCUUAAGUCCGGGAAUGCAAGAUAUUCUUGACAAGUGGCCCAGUGUGUCAAGUCCGGUUUUUACCUUGGAAGAGUUGCAAGUAAGAGAUGAAAAAGGCCAAGAAGCCACUGAACAAGUGGUUGCAGAUAGACUUGAUCCAAUCUUAGAGCCACCACACAGGACAACUCCAAACUUGCAUAUUAAUGCCAUGAACAAAGACUUAAGAGCAGAUAGCUGUGGCUUGCAAAAUCCAGUAAGAAUGGUUAGACUGGGAAGUCACAAUGAUCUUAUUCCGCCUACCCCAGAAACAGAACCAGUAACUCCCAGAGUGAAGGUGACCUUAUCUUGUGCCUCUGGCUCACCCCUGGCUACAGGAUCUCACAUUCCACCUGUCAACCAAGGAAACCCAGGAUCUGCUACACAUUUAAGUCCGGAGUCAGACCACGAUGCAUCUCUGGUUGCUGAUGGUUUCAGUUUACAUCUUUCCCAGGAUGCAUCACCAGAAGAACACAUCUCAAGCAGCACGGAUUCCUUCUCCAUCAUUGAUGUGGCCAGUAAUGUCGGCCUUUUCCACACAUUUAUUGGAGAGUGGAAAAUGAAGAGCGAAUUUUCCAUUGCUGUUGCCUGUGAGAAGAAAGAGUGCAUGAGCCCCACAAAAUCUGAAAGUAUAAUGUUGUUGUACAAAUGUGGUACAUUUAUUUCAGUGAUUAGGACAAGAAAAAAUGGAUUUCCCAUUAAAGGAAGCAAAGGUAUUUUUGUCGUCGGUCUGUCCGUGUGCUGGGGAGGGAAGGAUGCUUAUUACAUUUCGUUCCAGCACGAGGAACCACGUACAGGUGUCAGUGCAAGUUUAGCACCUCCUCCACUGGAUGGGAAUUUACCUGUGGCAGAAAGACUCAAGCACAUUCAAGGGUGCCUUAAACGAAGCACCCAAUCAGACGGCACAUUUAUUUCGUACAACUCCAUUCAUCUCUGUAAGACUCUCCUUCUGGCCUGUGGACUGUCUGUGGAGGGCAGCUUUGAGGAUCCCAAGGUAGCUUGCUGGCUGCUGGAUCCCAGUUCGAAAGAGCGCUCACUCCACAAUAUAGUCUCCAACUUUGCCCCUCAGGACCUGCCCUUGCUGGAGGGCAUCAGCACUGGGUCAGGGGUCCAGAGCUUGGGUAUGAGUGCCGAUAAUGAUCACAGUGGGCGAUACCGAGCAGCCGUUGAGUCUGUUCUUGUGUACAGCUCUAUGAAGCAGCUCCAUGUCCUUCUUGAGAAAGACAACCUGCUAGAGGUCUUCCGCACUGUGGAAAUGCCCACGCAGUACUGUCUGACGCUCCUCGAACUGAACGGUUUUGGAUUCAGCACCUCUGAAUGCGAUAUGCAGAAGCACGUCAUGCAGGCCAAGCUAAACACGCUAGAGUCACGGGCCUAUGAAUUGGCCGGACACAGCUUCUCUCUCACCAGCCCUGAAGACAUUGCAGAGGUUUUGUUUCUGGAACUUAAGCUUCCACCAAAUGGAGACCUGAAUGAACUGAAGAAUAAGAAAACCCUGGGUUACAACAGGCGGACAGGUGCUGGGAAUCGGCCCAGACCAAACAAGAGGUUCAGUACCACUAAGGAUGUUCUGGAAAAGCUCACACCACUACAUCCUUUACCGGCUGUAAUCUUGGAGUGGAGGAAAAUAACCAAUGCCUUGACUAAGGUGGUCUUCCCCUUGCAAAGAGAAAAAAAAUGGCACCCCAUUCUGGAAAUGGAAAGAAUAUAUUCGAUCUCUCAGACCCACACGGCUACAGGUAGAGUAAGCUUCACUGAACCCAGUAUUCAGAAUGUGCCAAAGGAUUUUGAAAUUCAGAUGCCAUCAGUUGUUGAGGAAAGCCCUCCGUCUCAGAAGAGAGUAGGUAUGGCCCACACAAAGCCAAGCAGGAAAUCAAAGAUGAAUCAACAGGCUAUACCAAUAGCACUGAGAGGUGUUGUGAAAUCACCGGAGAAAGGGGUACCUUUUUCUGUCAGUAUGAGGCACGCCUUUGUACCUUUUUCAGGUGGUCUGAUCCUGGCUGCAGACUAUUCCCAGCUCGAGUUGCGCAUCCUGGCUCACUUUUCUCGUGACCGCCGCCUCAUCCAGGUCCUGAACAGGGAAGCGGAUGUCUUCAAAAGCAUCGCCGCCGAGUGGAAAAUGAUGGACCCUGAGUCCGUCACCGACACUCUGAGACAGCAGGCCAAACAGAUUUGCUAUGGCAUAAUCUACGGCAUGGGAGCGAAGUCACUGGGUGAACAAAUGGGCAUUGAUGAAAAUGAUGCUGCCUGUUACAUAGAAACAUUCAAAUCCCGAUAUACAGGCAUACAAGCCUUUCUGCGGCAAACUGUGAAGAAUUGUGUUGAAGUCGGCUAUGUUCAAACAAUACUGGGAAGAAAGAGGUUUCUCCCAGCAAUUAAAGACUCAAAUACAUACCUCAAGUCUCACGCCGAGCGUCAGGCAGUGAACACCACAAUCCAGGGUUCUGCUGCCGACAUUGUGAAAUUAGCAACUGUAAACAUCCAGAGACAUUUGGAGAAGGUCUUUCCUCACGUGCCUCGAACGCACCAGCACAUGUCAAUACCAGAUGGAAGACGCCACCGGAUGCUGCCUGGCCAUCGCAGGGGUGCCUUCUUUGUUUUGCAGUUGCACGAUGAGCUCAUUUAUGAGGUGGCAGAAGAGGAUGUCAUUCAGGUAGCACAGAUUGUGAAGAAGGAGAUGGAAUCAGCAAUGAAGUUGUACGUAAAGCUGCGUGUGAAGGUUAAAAUAGGGCCGAGCUGGGGAAACCUCCAGGAUCUGGACAUUUAAACAGUAUCUGUGUAUGAGGAACAUGGCACCUGUGUUCAUCAGAAGUCACGCAAAGGAAAGGGGAAAAUAUACUUUGUGUGUCCUUUUCACUUUUCGUACUUAGGAAGAAUUUUAACCCAGCUGUUCCGU
Messenger RNA from Scleropages formosus (Asian bonytongue), 6669 nucleotides. It is a transcript of the gene polq, whose product is annotated as polymerase (DNA directed), theta. The coding region runs from base 1 to 6540 and encodes 2179 amino acids. NCBI's taxonomy places the organism in Eukaryota, Metazoa, Chordata, Actinopteri, Osteoglossiformes, Osteoglossidae. Gene Ontology annotation, molecular function: DNA-directed DNA polymerase activity; ATP binding; DNA binding. The record is from RefSeq and is a predicted model, not a curated record. The transcript is spliced from 34 exons. Gene Ontology annotation, biological process: double-strand break repair via alternative nonhomologous end joining; DNA-templated DNA replication.